UGGUGUGACACACCGAAAUUUCUACACUGUGGAAAAAUAAACGAUAUUUUCUCUAUCUAUAUAUUGGGAUAUCUUCGGUUUUAUUUUCGACUCUAAAUAAUUAAAAAGGUGUAAUUUUGUUGCUUUGGAACUGCUUUUCCCACAGUUCUCAAAACAUUUGGUACAUCUAGAUCUUUGAUCCAUCUAGAUCUUUGCUCCGAAUGCAGCCGGAUCCUCGGCGCAUGCGUACAUUCUAAAAAACGAUUUGCACAACAGCGAAGCAUCAAAGAUGGCGGGAGCCCCCGACCCGCUGGAGGACAUGCUGUCCACCGAGGUGGACGAGAAGGCGGUCAGCGACCUGGUGGGCUCCCUGGAGUCCCAACUGGGCGACAGAAACCUCCCCGCGGCUUCUGAUCCAGACGGGAAGCGGGACGUGGCGGCGGCCAGCCGCCUCUCAGGGAAAGCGGGGUCUUCGGAGCCUCAACAAGGGCACCAAACCGCGGGGUCGACCCGGGAACCGGGCGCCAACCAGCCUCUGUCCGGGCAAACCGUUUCCUCCUCUGUUACCGCCGGGGCAAUAAGAAACACCGGAACCGGUUUGCAAGCGGCAGUAGCGCCCUCUUUGACCGCUUUACCCGUACCGGUAACUCUGAGCAGCCAGCCCGCUGCUAGCUUCCCCCGGGCUGCUGUCCUGGCUCCCAGCCCGGUGGAGGCGAUCCGGACCUCUUCCCCCAGCUUACAGCCCCUAAACGGCAGCACCGGAGCCGGGAAAGUGGAAGGCUCACCCGGUGCCCCUCCACCCGGCGCGACCCUGGCUUCACAACCCGGACUCCCUGCUCCUCAAUCCCCGGCGGGCUCCCCUGCUGUGACCCUACAGGGGCUCCCCAGCCCCGUGAUCAGCACCGCCCAGAACGGUUUGGACCCGAAGGGUUCAGCCUCCCUAUCAGCCGCUCAGGUCCUGAACCACAACAACCCUCUAAUGCACACCAAGAUGCUGGUGACCAGCACCCCGGCUCCGGCUGCGGCUGCAGCCCAGGCCUCCAUCAUCCAGACCCAGACCGGAGCCAGCACACCGCUCGCAGCAGCCAAGCCUGCCAUCAACGGGGUGGCUCAGACCGGGGUGAGGCCGCCCGGUGCUGCUGUUGGGGCGGCCACCUCCAUCCAGCCGCAGAGACCCCAGCUGGUGACCGCCACAACCCGGCCGGCGGCCCCGCAGACCGCCCUGGCUGUCCGGCCUCAGCAGCAGACAACCAUCCAGCUGCCGCCCGGCUUCACCAUCCCUCCAGGAAUGGUUCUGGUCCGGACCGAGACGGGUCAGCUGGUCUUGGUUCCUCAGCAGGCUCUGGCCCAGGCCCAGGCCAAGCUGCAGCAGAGUCAGACGGUGGUCACCCAGAGACCCGCAACACCGCUGGCAACAUCGACUAUCCGGGUCAGCACCGCCACCACGGUGCCCGGAGCCCCCCAGCCGGUCCGGCUGGCUGCACCCGCUCCCACCAGAAUAGUCCAGUCUCCUUCCACCACCUCUGUUCAGCCCCUCGCAGUUCCUGCUGCCGGAGCCGUGAAGAUGCCGCCGCCUCAGAAAACCUCCACGGUCAUCACGGCGGGGGUGACGCCCGCCGCCAAGCCCGCACCGCUACCCGGCGGCGGCGCCACACCCCCUCCCGCUGCCCCGCCUGUCGCCAGGGUCACUGUGGUGUCGCAGGAAAUGCAGGAAAACGUGAAGAAAUGCAAGAACUUCUUGUCCACGCUCAUCAAGCUGGCGUCGCAUAACUCCCCGUCCCCCGAUACGUCCAAGAAUGUGAAGACCCUCGUUCAGGACCUGCUUGACGCAAAGAUCGAACCCGAGGAGUUCACGUCUCGGCUGCAGGCUGAGCUGAAGUCCUCCCCACAGCCCUACCUCAUCCCCUUCCUCAAGAAAAGCCUCCCUGCUCUGCGUCAGACUCUGCUCAACAGCCAGCAGUCUCUGACUACGGCUCCGCCCACCACCUCAGCUCCGCCUCCAGCCGCCCCCGGCUCCCUCACCGCAGCAGCCAUCAGGCCGCGGCUGCCCGUCAACGCCACGGCAACCACGGUCCGCCUGACUCCACCCAUCACAAACACGGCUGUGGGCAGAGCUACAGUCCAGACCAUCCAGACCCGUUCUCCGGUGGUCCUCAGUCAGCAAAUCAGGCAUCCAGCCACACUCUUGCGGGGACCCACCACCAUGGCAGGCAAAGCUCCUGUCCACCUGGCAGCUCAGGCCAAUCAGAAGAAACCGACUGACCCCGGGGGCGGGACCUUCAGAGACGACGACGACAUCAACGAUGUGGCUUCAAUGGCCGGGGUCAACCUUAACGAGGAAAACGCCCGUAUCCUAGCAACCAGCUCAGAGCUCGUCGGCACCAAGAUCCGGUCCUGUAAAGACGAAUCGUUUCUGCCGCCGGGCCUUCUGCACCGCCGCAUCCUGGACUCAGCCAAGAAGCUGGGCGUGACGGAGGUGCCGCUGGAGGUCGUAAACCUCAUCUCACACGCCACCGAAUCCAGACUGCGCUCGCUGCUGGAAAAGGCCUCUGUGAUCGCUCAGCACCGCACAGACGGCGCAAAGGAUGAAGGAAACCUGACCUAUGAGCAGUCGUCGGACGUUCGCUCCCAGCUGCGGUUCUUCGAGGCGCUGGAGCGGAUGGAGAAGCAGCGGAAAGACGAGCAGGAGCGCGAGAUGCUGCUGAAGGCCGCCAAGAGUCGGGCCCGGCAGGAGGAUCCGGAGCAGGCUCGGCUGAAGCAGAAGGCUAAAGAGAUGCAGCAGCAGGAACUGGCUCAGAUGCGACAGCGAGACGCCAACCUCACGGCGCUUGCCGCCAUCGGGCCCAGAAAGAAACGCAAGUUGGACUCAGGAGGCGGAGCUUCAGUGAGCAGCGAGGUGACAUCGGGAUCCGGUUCCGGCUCCUCUGCCUCCUCAUCCCGGCAGCAGCUCCGGCAGCGGAUCACUCGGGUCAACCUCAGGGACUUCAUCCUGUGUCUGGAGCAGGACCGCAGCACGGCCCGCUCCCUCAUGCUCUACAAGGCCCUCCUGAAGUGAUUGGCGCCCCCUGCUGGUCCUCCAGCGAUAGCAGACAGGAGCGGUCCGGCUACAGAGCGCUGCUGGAAAAGGAGAACUCCCAACCACCAGGACGGGUUCUGCAGAGGAGGGAAGGUUCUGUUGGAUUUGACCUGUUCAGAGACGUUUACCCCGUUUAGUUCAAAACUGAACCAGAAUCAUGUUAGAACAUUUAGACGAAACGUUUUCUCACUCAGGGACAGUUUGGUUGUUUCGGAUCGGCCUGAUAAACACACUGCAAAAACGCAAAAUUUUACAAAGUAUUUCUGCUUUACUUUCUAGUGCAAAUAUUUUUGGCACACAUGA
Molecule: messenger RNA, 3358 nt
Organism: Poecilia reticulata (guppy)
Lineage: Eukaryota; Metazoa; Chordata; Actinopteri; Cyprinodontiformes; Poeciliidae
Product: transcription initiation factor TFIID subunit 4-like
Biological process (GO): DNA-templated transcription; transcription initiation at RNA polymerase II promoter
Cellular component (GO): transcription factor TFIID complex
Molecular function (GO): DNA binding; RNA polymerase II general transcription initiation factor activity; protein heterodimerization activity
Source: RefSeq, a predicted model, not a curated record